Messenger RNA from Eimeria mitis, 1362 nucleotides. RefSeq lists its product as uncharacterized. Lineage: Eukaryota; Apicomplexa; Conoidasida; Eucoccidiorida; Eimeriidae. The coding region runs from base 1 to 1362 and encodes 453 amino acids. The record is from RefSeq and is a predicted model, not a curated record. The transcript has a single exon.
AUGAGCUCGCGCUGCCCUUCUGAGGGGCCCCCCAACGAGGGGGGCCCCCGAAUCCCUGCUUCUGGCGCUCCAGCAGCAGCAACAGCACCGGCAGCAGCAGCAGCAACAACCCCACCAGCAACACCAGUAGCAGCAGCAGCAGCAGCAGCAGCCAGCCGAUUGAGCUGUUUGGGGCGGAGUUCAAGCGAUGCGCCGUCAAGUGUAGGUGGGGCCCCUCAGGGGGCCCCCAAUGCCAACUACAGGUCGCAGGGUACCGAAACAGGGGGGCCCCCAAUGGGGCCCCCCUCUGCUAGCCGUUCUCAGGGUGGAGAGUUUGAGUUGCCUUUGCUGCUGCUGCAGUCUUCUACGGAUGGUAGGGCCCCCAGAGGGGGGGGCCCCCAAGGGGCCCCCAAUACAGAUGAAGACUGGCAAGCAGAGGUUUCAGCUUCUGUUGCUGCUGCAUUUCGGGAUCUAAGAGGCAGCAUGUUUCUCGGCAGCAGCAGCAACAACAGCAGCAGGUCCUCAAGACUAGGGUUGGGGGAUGCACUGUUUCUAGGUGGGGGCCCCCCCCGUUCCCGCAGGACAUCCCGGGGGGCAGCAGAGGGGCCCCUAGGGGGGGGGGCCCCCAGGGGGGCCCCCAGAGGGGCCCCUGAAAGCCUCUCCCCCUCUGCAGCCUCACACUCAACUGAAGACUCAUCCUGCCUCACACCCUCAGAAAAUACAAGCAGCCGGCAGCAGACGCCGCGGGGGCCCCUGGGUGUUCAAGAGAGGGUACUGCCGCCAGAUACACCGACCUCUGAAGAGGGGGGGCCCCCCGGGGGCCCCCAUCUUUGUGGGGGGCCCCUCACUGGUGUAGAGAAUGACAGGGGGGGGGGCCCUGGGUACAGAGAGAGCCGCGGGCUGCAGCCUGAGGCAGCAGAGAAGGACAGGGAAGGGGGCCCCUCUCCGCAUGCGGGGGCCCCUGAAACUGCUGCUGAUAUACAGACGGAGUUUCUUGCUGCUUAUACAAUACCACAGCAGCAAGUUGCUGCUGCUGCAGAAACGGUAGAAGCGACAGAUACUGCAGCAGCAACAGCAGACACUCCAGUAGCAGCAGCAGCAGCAGCAGCAGCAGCAGCAGCACCGGAAGCGGAAGGCGCAGCAGCAGGCCCACAGAUUGGGGGCACCACAGCAGCAGCAGCUGCAGCAGCAUCAGCAGCAGCAGCAGCAGCAGCAGCAACAGCAACAGAUAUUCCUUCUUCGUGCUGCACUCCUCACUCUGAACCUGCUGCUAAAGAGGGGCCCCCACAAGACCUUCAGGGGCCCCCCACGCCAGCAUCAAGGGGGCCCCUCGGCAUGCGGAGGUCUCCUGCACCGAGUCCGCCGCCAAACCCUAAACCCUAA